This is a messenger RNA of Ficedula albicollis (Collared flycatcher), 2508 nucleotides long. RefSeq names its product myb-related transcription factor, partner of profilin-like. The coding region runs from base 953 to 1966 and encodes 337 amino acids. The record is from RefSeq and is a predicted model, not a curated record. Gene Ontology annotation, molecular function: RNA polymerase II cis-regulatory region sequence-specific DNA binding; DNA-binding transcription factor activity, RNA polymerase II-specific. NCBI's taxonomy places the organism in Eukaryota, Metazoa, Chordata, Aves, Passeriformes, Muscicapidae. Gene Ontology annotation, biological process: regulation of transcription by RNA polymerase II. The transcript is spliced from 3 exons. Gene Ontology annotation, cellular component: nucleus.
UCUAGAAAUAAUGGAUUUGACAAAAAACUGAAAGUAAUUCAGAAAGUCUAGGAAAGUCCAUCCUUCUGUGUAGGAUAGAAACUGGUACUGCCUAACUGAACUGUUGAAGUGUAGUGCCUCAUAUUUGGGGUUUCCAGGAUAUUUUGAGCAUUUGUAGUCUGUAAGACCUUCUUACAUGUGAGUACUUGAAUUCUUAGGCUUGUGGCACAGUAUAAAUUCAUCCUUUGCCUUAGCCAAUGUGAAAAGGCUGAAGCAAGACUUUCUCACUGGUUUCUACUUUGCCUUUCUUACUGCCUCCUUUCCUCUCCAAACAUAGUAACAGAGAUCAUGGGGAGCCACACUGUCCUGUAAAUCUUCUUGUAUCUCUUUAUAAUGGAGGCAUCUCUGUUUUGAUUUUCAUACAAUAAUAGAGCUUGGAAGAAAGCUCUGGUCAAGUGUUCCAAUAGCCUGCUUAAAGCAGGACUACCUUUGACUAAUAGAUCUUUUAAGUACGGAGCUGCUGUUCCAACUUUACAAGACCUUCUGAAAAUAAGCAUUUAAAAAACAGUCAGGGUUACUGUGACUGCCUUUGUGUCUAGGGUGAGUAAAAACCACCAGCCUAUGAAUGUCAUUUUGGUGAACUUCAUAAACUGAUUUCUGCUACCUUGCAGCAAGUGGAGCAAACGUUCUUAUCUAUUACAGUCAAAUUUAUGCAGAAUGAAGGAGUCCUAAAUUACUGUGGGACUGUGAUCUUUGCAAAAAAAAAAGCCAAACCAAAAACUACUGCAAAGCCCUGAGAAAAAUUACAUGUUUGUUUCUUAUAGGCCAAGAAAAGUGGACUUGAUUGAUAUUUUUGUGGGGUAAUCAUUAAGUGCCCACUGUUCAAUGUGUCUUGCACUUUCAGAUUGACCUGGGCUGAGGUGUGAAUACACAACCUCACAGCUGGGGCUGCUCUGGAGCCUGCUAAAACCUCAUGGCAUCACCAGAGAGGAACAUGGCUGAACGGAAGAGGAAGCCCAAGUUUUCCAAGGAAGAGCUGGACAUUCUGGUCACUGAGGUGACCCGAAAUGAAGCUGUGCUGUUUGGGAGGGAGACAAUGCGCCUAUGCCAUGCUGACAGGGACAAGAUCUGGGAAGGCAUAGCCAGGCAGAUCACAUCAGUCAGCCAGGUGCCCAGGUCUGUGAAGGACAUUAAGCACAGAUGGGACGACAUGAAGAGGAGGACCAAGGACAAGCUGGCAUUGAUGCAGAGGUCCCUCUCCAGCCCCGGCAGCGCGGGGCGGCCCUCGGCCAUCGUCCUGACCGCCCACGAGAGAGCCAUCGAGUCGGCGCUGCACUCCUCCCGCCAGAGGCACGGCUGCCAGAGAGCCCACCUGGACCUGGCUGACAGCCCAUCAACCAGCUCUGAUGAAGAUGAAGAGAUGCCAGGCACUUCCCAGGAGCAGCGCUUCUCUUCUCUGCAGCGGGCCGGUGCCGGAGUCAGGCCGCUCUCCAGGCCCUCCUUCCGUGGCGCUGGUUCCUCGUCGGAGCCCUCGGAAGCUGGCAGCCACAGGCAGGAGCUGCGCCCUCCAUCCCCGCACGUCUCGGCCUGCAGACCCCCGCACCCCCGCACCGGGAGCCCGCCCCUCUCCGCCUUCGACCGCCAGCUUCUCCAUUGCCAUGCGCAGCAAACAGACCUGUUCCGGCACUUCUGCCAGGAGCUGGUGGCCGUCCACAGGGACAUGGCAGACAGCAUGCAUGCCGUCAGCCAGAGCGUGGCUGGCCUCACCAGCCAGGUCAGCCAGAUGUGUCAGACCCUGGCAGAAAUACGUGAUGGGGUCCGGGCUUUCCGUAGGAUACAAGAUCCUAGUGUCGUGCCAGGGUCCUGUCUGCAAGCACCUUGCUCUAAACAGCCCCCUGAGCCUAGUGCAGAGUCUGACCAAAACUCUCUAAAAUGGACGACUCCUGCACGGGCCACCAGGUCACGAAAGAGAAAACAUCAUUUUUAGUCUGUAUCAUGUAAGCAAGGAUGCCCCUUCCUGAGCUGCUGCAUGUUCACAUGGCUUCUCCAUGUGUAUCACUAUUCUGUGGGGAAGGUCAGCAGCUGACCCGACCCAUCCAUCCAUCCCCCUGCUGGCUAACAGAGCAGUAUGAAUGUGGCAGCUAAUCGUAGGCCUGGCCCUCUGCAAUGGCAAAGGGGAAUCUCAAAUACUGUGGAGCUUGGAAUUAGAACAUCUUUGGGUUCAUAGAGAUUGAGUUUUCACUGGCUUCCCCAUGCUUUAAAUGCUGUAUAAACUAUGAGGUGCAACAGAAAUCAUUAUCUGGAUCUCUUCCUAUGCCUGUGAAAUAUUGUUUACUGAAACAGCAUGCUCCAGAGAUCCCUUUGCAAUCAACUCACAGAUUUAUCCUGCUACUGCAUUCCCAUCAUCUUCCUGAAUAUUAGUAUAUGCAGUAUGUGCAGAAAUACAGCCUUACUACUCUAAAAACUCUUACUGAUCAUUGCUUUUAUCUUUCAUUCAGCAAUAGUGGGCUAUCUGGGGCUUACUGUGAC